AUGUCAGAGUCUGAAGAAUUCAUUUUACCCCUUGAUAACCUGUUUUUUGACAGACCAGUGGUUCAUAAAGUGAAACCAUUAUGCCAGGAUCAAAAUGUCUGGCAGCCGGAUGCUGCUUCUGUAAUUUCAGAAAUAUCAGUAGCUCAAGACAUCCAGAAAGAGGCCAAAUACCUCUUUUCAACUGGUUUCUCUCAGAAGGCAAGGACAUUUUUGCCGCCUUUCCGCCAACCCAAUGUCUGUUCAGGAAAAUGUAUCCGAAAUCUGGCAGAUAAAGAAGGAGGCCAGAAGGCAUUUGGCGCAUGGGCUCCUGACUCAUCUUCAGACAGGUUCCACACUGCUGACAGUAAUAAUCAAGUCUACCCCAGCACACUGGAAAAUUUAGAUCAUCUUGUGGAAACCAGAUCUUUUCAUUCCCGUUCCAGCCCUCGCUUCCAGACUCGGUUGUUCAAAGCUCCCUUGACGAGCUCAGUGAGCAACUGUGUCUCGGUUCCAACAAAACCCAACCACAGCCUCAGUCAUGUUGCCAUAGCAACUGAGCAUCCACCUACAAUGCUUGCUGUUGCUACCUGUGGACCCUUUAAGGAACUAGGCCAGAUCAAGAAAUGUAGCCCGUCACAACAAAAGUGUGACUCCGGUCUGGAAAAAACUCAACUUCUCCCCAUCACUCCCAAACCUGUUCAGAUUCAAGGGUUAUCAUGCCCAGGGAUUCUUCGUUCUGUCUCUGAAAUUCCUGCUAAAUUUAGAAGUGUCUUCAGAGACUUCCCCUACUUCAACUAUGUGCAGUCCAAAGCACUGGAUGAUGUUCUGUACACCAGCAAGAACUUUGUUGCCUGUGCACCCACUGGCUCAGGAAAAACUGUGCUCUUUGAGUUGGCUAUUAUUCGACUUCUUAUGGAGACCACAGAGCCUUGGCACAAUGUCAGAGCCGUCUACAUGGCACCAAUUAAAGCCCUUUGCAAUCAGCAAUAUGAAAACUGGAAGCAGAAAUUUGGGCCCCUAGGACUGAACUGCAAAGAACUGACAGGUGACACUGAGAUAGAUGAUUUUUUUGAAAUCCAGGAUGCUCAUCUUAUUAUGACAACACCUGAAAAGUGGGACAGCAUGACGCGAAAGUGGAGGGAUAACUGUUUAUUGCAUUCAGUCCGACUCUUCCUCAUUGAUGAGGUACACGUGGUGAAAGACUUAACCCGUGGAGCUACUCUGGAGGUUGUGGUCAGCAGAAUGAAAGCCAUACACUCUUACCGUAUGGCUGAAAAUCCAGACUCUAAGACCAACACCAGAUUUAUAGCAGUCUCUGCCACCAUUCCUAACUUUUGUGAUAUAGCUGAUUGGCUGUCAGAUGAUCUGGGACUAGCCACUUGUCUGGAGAUGGAUGAGAGUCAUAGACCGGUGAAACUGAGGAAGGUGGUGCUGGGAUUCCCCAGUAUAAACAAUCAGAAUGAAUUCAAGUUUGAUCUCUCUCUCAAUUACAAAAUGGCCAGUAUCAUUCAGACCUAUUCUGAUCAGAAACCAACAUUGGUGUUUUGCUCCACUCGGAAAGGAGUUCAGCAGUCUGCUGCAGUGCUAGCCAAAGAUGCCAGAUUCAUUAUGAGUAGUGAUCACAAACAGCGGUUAAAGAAAUAUGCCAACUCUCUUUUUGAUUCAAAACUCAGAGAUCUAAUUAUCUGUGGUGUGGGAUAUCAUCAUGCUGGUGUUAGUGCGUCAGACAGAAAAGUGGUUGAAGACGCAUUCACUGUCGGUGACUUGCCUGUCCUCUUUACCACCAGCACUUUGGCAAUGGGUGUGAACCUUCCGGCUCACCUGGUGGUGAUCAAGUCCACAAUGCAUUAUGUUGGCGGGUCAUGUGAGGAAUAUAGUGAGGCUGACUUGUUACAAAUGAUUGGCCGAGCAGGUAGGCCACAGUUUGAUACAUCAGCAACUGCUGUGAUUAUGACACGGUCUCAAACCAAAGACAAGUACAUGCAGUUUUUGAAUGGUUCUGAGACCAUAGAGAGCAGCUUGCAUACAAACUUGGUGGAACACCUGAAUGCUGAGAUUUGCCUUCACACGAUCUCUGAUGUAAACAUGGCUUUAGAUUGGAUUCGUUCCACUUUCCUUUAUAUCAGAGCUUUGAAGAAUCCCAAACACUAUGGUUUUUCCCCUGAUCUUGACAAAUGUGGGAUUGAAACCAAACUGCAAGAGCUCUGUCUAAAGAACCUAAACUCAUUGGCCUCAUUUCAUUUGAUUGCAAUGGAUGAAGAUAUAAACAUCAAGCCUACAGAGAGUGGGAAGCUUAUGGCCAGGUACUAUGUCGCAUUUGACACUAUGAAACAGUUUAGCAAGGUGACUGGUAGAGAGUCCUUGUCAGAGUUGAUUGAAAUGAUAUCACAGGGGAAGGAGUUUAAUGACGUACAACUAAGAGUCAGUGAGAAGAGGACCCUGAACACACUGAACAAGGAUAAGAACAGAGUCACUAUCAGGUAUCCCAUGGAUGGGAAGAUCAAAACUAACAACAUGAAAGUAAACUGUUUGAUUCAAGCUCAGUUAGGCUGCAUUCCAGUUCAGGAGUUUGGACUGACUCAAGACACUGGGAAAAUAUUCAGGAAUGGAAUCCGAGUUAGCAAAUGCCUGGCAGAGUUUCUCAGUCACCACCCCCAAAAGAAUUUCUCAGCUCAGCUCAAUUCCUUGAUUUUGGCCAAGUGUUUCAGAGCUAAGCUGUGGGAAAAUUCUCCCUAUGUCUCCAAGCAGCUGGAUAAGAUAGGGUUGUCCCUGGCAACCGCCAUGGUGAAUGCAGGAUUGACCUCGUUCAACAAGAUUGAAGCAACAAAUGCCAGGGAACUGGAGCUUAUUAUGAACAGACAUCCUCCAUUUGGAAAUCAGAUCAAAGAAGCUGUCAGCAAACUCCCAAAAUAUGAAGUUAGUAUGGAACAGCUUCCAAGAUACAGUGCCUGUACAGCAGAGAUUGUUGUCAUGGUGAACUUGAAAAAUUUUGAGCAGCUCAUGACCAAAAGAACUGCCCCAGACCACCAUUAUGUUACUGUAAUAAUGGGGGAUUGUGACAACAAUGUGGUCUUCCUGCAGAAGAUCCCAGAUGCUAUGCUUUUGAAGUCUGGGAGCUGGUCAAGGAAGACUGAAGUUGCAAGAACACCUAAGGGAGAUGAGAUCAGCAUUCAUUUGAUAAGUUCUGAAUUUGUGGGACUGGAUAUCCAGCAGAAAUUCAGUGCAUUCUACUCAAAAGCAAAGGUUUCAUCUGAAUCACUUGGUGUGGGGAGCAUAGCAUAUGUGCCUCAGAGUGAACAGGAAACAUCACACAGACACACCAGCACAGUGCUCAAUUAUCACAGGGUCAUACCAAGAGCCCAGGUUGCAGCACAGAAAGUUCAGUAUUCUCCAGAGGACCAAGAUCACACUCAGACAGAAAUUGGCAAAAGGCAGUGUAACCAUUUCUGUAAAAACAAAGAGCUUUGUGGCCAUGACUGCUGCAAAGUUGGAGUACAGGUGGGGAUAAAAAGACCAAAUCAAGAGUCCAUUUUCUCAUCAUAUCUCAAAGAUCUAAAGAUAAGGAAUGAGAAGCUCAUAGAUACCCCAGUCAAACGUUUAAAGAUGAGAAUGAAUAAUAAAGCAGACAGUAUCAGUAUGAAGCAGUUCUCAUACAAACCCAAAGACACAAUUCCAGCUCAUACCAGUGUGAACCACAAAAUGGAAGUGGGCCAGGGCUUUGCCACACCUCAAGAUCUGGCAUAUUUUGAGUCAGACCAUGAUGAUGUUUUUAUAAGGAGAGAAACUACAGAGAGACCGAUGAGCAGAAUUCCUGCCAGUCACAAGAGAACUCAUGCCAUCAUAUCACAACCAAACCUCAGCACUGACAGUGACUCUGUGCCUGAUGCUCUCAAUGUGACAUUUGACCUAGCAGGGGAUGACUGGGAUGAUUUUGAUGAUGAUAAUUUGGUUCUUGCUUGUGAGGUUUCAUGCAAGGAGGAUUGGAAUGACUGUUCUAAAUCAACAGAUUGUCAGAGUUCGGUUCUUUCUACCGAAACAGAGCCUAAAUCUGGAUUAUCAGCAGGGAUUGUACCUGCUGCUACAGCAUCACAAAGAUGCACAUGUCCAGAAAUAUCUGCAGCAUCUGUGAAACAUCCACUCCAAAAACAGCAUGAGGCAAAAAAUGUGUCGUUACAAAGGCGAUUUAAUUUUUUCUUAAAGGAAGAUUCAGCAAAAGAAGAACACAAAGGCUUAGCCAGGGAUCAAAUGGAAGAGAAAAGUGAGGUUGAUGUGUUCCUGGGUAUAUUUGAAGGGAUUUUCUAGAGUGUCUUGGGGCUGUUCUUAA
Messenger RNA from Electrophorus electricus (electric eel), 4303 nucleotides. It is a transcript of the gene hfm1, whose product is annotated as helicase for meiosis 1. Gene Ontology annotation, molecular function: ATP binding; nucleic acid binding. NCBI's taxonomy places the organism in Eukaryota, Metazoa, Chordata, Actinopteri, Gymnotiformes, Gymnotidae. The record is from RefSeq and is a predicted model, not a curated record.